AUGAAUUUAGUGGAACGUCUGCGGCAAAAGCUGCACAUCGGCAACGAACUCUACCGCGCUGCACUUGCCGAAUUGUUCUGCACUGGAUUUUUACUCUUCGGUGGCUGUUCAGUGAAUGCGCAAUUUGUUCUAUCACAGCGACGAACGAACGAAUGGAUCGCCGUCGCAAUCGGAUGGGGUCUUGUGUUGUUGUUCGCAGUGCAGAUGAGCUUUCGUGUUUCAGGUGCACAUUUGAAUCCAGCAGUAACAUUCUUCCAACUCACACAAGGAAAGAUUAAUGUGAUUAGGUAUGUCAAGCUCGAAAUCCUAGAUGUUGUCACCUUUUUUUUAAUGAUUAGUGACGCGAUCAACAAUUUCGACAACGGUACUCGUUUCGUGUCAGGACCACGUGCAACAGCGCAUAUCUUUGCAACGUAUCCCCAAUCUUACUUGAGCACUAUUGGCGCCGUUAUUGAUCAGAUAGUCGGCACAGCUGUUCUCUGCAUGGGUAUCGCAGCUAUCACUGAUCGUCGAAACCGAAUUCCAUCGUUUCUACAACCGACCUACGUCGGUGGUUUGCUAGCCGUUAUUGGAAUGUGUCUCGCUAUGAAUGCUGGAUAUGCAAUUAAUCCAGCUCGUGAUUUCGGUCCACGACUAUUUACAUUAUGUGCUGGUUACGGAUGGAGGGUAUUCAGCUACCGCUCCUACAAAUGGUUUUGGGUACCAAUCGUGUGCCCAAUGAUUGGUGCACUAGUCGGUGCAUGGAUAUACGAAUUCUUCAUUGGAUUCCAUAUACCAGACGAACCUGAAACCACCUACAUUCAUAAGGUGACAUCCUUACUUCAGCUUAGUUCUAAAUAUUCAGACCACAUUUGUGGGAGAACGACUUAG
This is a messenger RNA of Angiostrongylus costaricensis, 870 nucleotides long. Lineage: Eukaryota; Metazoa; Nematoda; Chromadorea; Rhabditida; Metastrongylidae. The record is from the annotation of a GenBank genome assembly.